This is a messenger RNA of Rattus norvegicus (Norway rat), 4345 nucleotides long. It is a transcript of the gene Cavin1, whose product is annotated as caveolae associated protein 1. Gene Ontology annotation, cellular component: cytosol; caveola; endoplasmic reticulum. Lineage: Eukaryota; Metazoa; Chordata; Mammalia; Rodentia; Muridae. The record is from RefSeq and is a predicted model, not a curated record.
AAUCUGCCAAUUGUAAUGGUUAUAAAAUAUGUGGGGUUUUUGUUCUUUGUUUGUUUCUUUGUUUUCCCAUUUGUUUUGUUUUUGAAACUGGGUAUCAAUGUGUAGCUCUGGCUGGCCUGGAACUAGCUACGUAGAUCAAGAUGGUGUUGAACUCAUAGCCAUCUGCCAGUCUGCCUUCCAAAUGCUUUGAUCAAAGGUGUGCUCCACUGCUCCUGGCAAAUAUUCAAUUGUAUGUAGAAGUUCCCUCUUCCUUUUUGUUUUGUUUUUCAAGACAGGGUUUCUCUUUGUAGCCCUGGCUGUCCUGGAAUUCACUGUGAAGACUAGGCUGCCUCGAACUCAGAGAUCUGCCUGCCUCUGUCUCCCAAUUGUUGGGACUAAAGGCCUGUGUCACCACACCAGCCUGAAGGUCUCAUCUUUAACCUCAAGUGAGAAAACCGAUUGGAGUAUUGGGGGGUGUGUGUGUGUGCCGGGAUUGCUGUUACAUUCAGUGGUCCCUAAAGUUCUAUACCUCAUAUGGCAAUCUCCUGCCUCACACGUUGGUGAAUUGUACGACUAGAUUGACGACCCUCGAGUCUCCACAGAGCAGCAUUUAACUCUUCUUAAUGCUGGUGGACACCAGACUAGAAAUGACCUUUUACCGAAAGCCCAUCCAGCCGGGGAACCCCAAGCCUGGUUUCUUAAGCAGGGAAAAGGUUUUCUGUAUCUCUGUGGGAAAGGGAAUUGGGGUUGCUCCAGGGAUUGCUGAGAACCAGAUGUGGGAGCAGGCCAGCCAGUGUCUCUAGACCUCUGUGCGAAGGACUUUUCUGCGCCUGCGCAGAACUUGCCCCUUGGUGUUCACCAUAAAGAAACCGUUUGCUUCUCCAUUUAGUAGUGUUGUUAUAGUUGCCCUAAUUCCUGCCCCAGGGAAAGGUUCUGAGUGUCGGUGGAGUUCAGAGACCUGGAGCUAAGAACACAUGGCAACAGUAACCUGGAGUGAACCCUGGCGAGCCACCUGCCUCCUCUUGGCCUUCCUUUCUCUGCUAGAUAAAGAGAUGUGGUUCCAUGAUCUCCCUGAAUGCUCACCUAAUAUCCGGGAACUUGAGGGAAGAACAAGUUCGAUGCCACAUUCUCUGAGGUUGGAGUUUGCUAGAUACCUGCUGAAGGGUCACAGGGAGAGGUGGUCAAGAGGUUUACUUCAUAAUUUGCUUCUUGCCUUAAUCCUGCCCUGUCCUGACAAUUCUGAGAGAAACCUAGAGGCCCUUUGUAGGCUGUCAACCUUUCUGCCAUUUUAUCUCUUCCCUCCCUCUCACUAACAGCCCCACAAGCUUUGGGGGACAGUGGUUAGCUCAGUGUAUAGAUAGACGUAGGGAGGACCCCCAAACCUUUGAAAAAGAUUGUAUAAGGCAAGGAUCCUACAAGGACAUGAGGCACGACACAUAAAACUUGUUUACAUCCAAUUCACACUCCAUUUGGGCCUCAGCUUGAUUUUCAAAGGCUAGAGUGGGUUUGUGGGUGAAGAAAAAGAAAAGGAAAGAGAAUUGUAGAGCACACUCAGGAGGACCUAAUUCCUUUCCCCAGCUCACAUUCCUCCGCCCCAGUCCCGCUGCCUGCCGCAGCCUUCACUGCCAAGGGGGGCCCUAGACUCCCGCUCCAACUAUUCCAACCAUCCUGAACAGGGUGGGGCGCCCGGCUCUUGGGUCCCUCUCCGCUGCCCCUCCGGGGUUGGUCUCCCCUCCAGCCCCGGUUCCUCCCUUUCUGGGGUGGGUCCAGCCAAUGGCCGACGUGACUCCAGGUUUGGUCUGGGAGCCGGGCAACUCGCGGAUUCCCCGCCCCACAGUUCUGGCUAGAGUCCCGGUGCGCACGGACGUGGCUCGAGUUUCCUCCGCUCUAGGCUCCUGCUCGCUUUCCCCUCUCUCGCUCCUCCUUCUCUCCGGGUCUCCCGCUCCAGUUCCACCGAGUCGGCCCCGCACGGCUCCGGGAAGCCAUGGAGGAUGUCACGCUCCAUAUCGUCGAGCGGCCGUAUUCCGGAUAUCCCGAUGCUUCCUCCGAGGGCCCGGAGCCCACCCCAGGGGAGGCACGGGCCACCGAGGAGCCGUCGGGGACCGGUUCCGACGAGCUGAUCAAGUCGGACCAGGUAAACGGUGUACUGGUGCUGAGCCUUCUGGAUAAAAUCAUCGGCGCCGUUGACCAGAUCCAGCUGACCCAAGCCCAGCUGGAAGAGCGACAGGCAGAGAUGGAGGGCGCUGUGCAGAGCAUCCAGGGAGAGCUGAGCAAGCUGGGCAAGGCGCACGCCACCACCAGCAACACCGUGAGCAAGUUGCUGGAGAAGGUGCGCAAGGUCAGCGUCAACGUGAAGACGGUGCGAGGCAGCCUGGAGCGCCAGGCUGGCCAGAUAAAGAAACUGGAGGUCAACGAGGCGGAGCUGCUGCGGCGCCGCAACUUCAAAGUCAUGAUCUACCAGCCCAAGAAGAAGCCGAAUGCACCCUCUGGCCCAGCCACACCCAAGAUCGUGCCUCUUGACCUCCUGCCUGAGACUGAGCCCUUUCACCUGAAGCCUGAAACAGUGCCUGACCGCCCAGCCUUUGAGCAGAUGCCCAGCCCACUGCCCUAUUACCCAGAGCCUGGGCUCCGAUCCACCCCAGAGGAGCCAACGGCUGGUGGGAGGAUCUAGGAUCUCCUGGGACACCGGGCCCUCUGGGAACAGGGUGUCCCUCCCAGUUCUUAUGGGCUCAUCAUUUGAUGGAAGACAGUGCCUUCAUGGCUCUGUCCUUUCAAGCUGCUGUCCAUUAUGGGCUGGCAAUGGGUGUUGGAAAAUGCUUCUGUGCCUCAGUGCUCAGAAAAAUGUUGUGUGUGUGGUGAGGGUGGAGGGUAAGGAAGUGGGUUCUCCCUUUCUUGGGUGGUGGUGGGGAUGUUUUGCUCUCCCGGUGCUGUGGAUGGACCCCAGAACUCCCUGCAUGCUAAGCAAAUGCUCGACCACAGAACUGGUUGAUUUCUUUUUAAACUGUAGCUCUCUCAGCACCAGACUUGAGCUGCACCCGAAGGCUGCCUUGCAUAAAACUGCAUGAGACUGGGUGUGUCUUCUGGAUCCCUCUUCCCUGCCCCCUCACUCCCUACCCCUCAGGGACAGGCCAGCUUGGCUCAAAGCCUCUUUGGAGGGGGGCCUUCAUGAGGCCCAGGCCUGGGAGUUGUUCCGUGCCCUCUUCACCCACUCCCUGUAGCUGAGGAAAACAUUUACACUUACUUUUUUUUUUUUCUUUUUCAUUUUCUUUUAGGAAGUGUUUUGCAAAGGGAUCCCUUAUGUUUGCCAGAUCCUACCUUGGGUGGGGCACCCAAAAGCUGCCAGCUCAGAGAGGCCCAAAGGGAGGACAUUUUAGCUGACUCCACGCACAAAGCUUCUCAGUUCUUUUCAUCCAUCCCCCUAGGGAAUCCUUGUGCAUUCCCCCCCCCCCCAUCUACCUCCCUCAUGAAAAUUUAAUACUAUAGAUAUGCGUUAUGAUUGUUUUUGUAUGGGGGUUCUUUGGAGCACCACAAACAGUCCUAAUAACAGAGGCCCUGCCAUCUUCCCGAGAGUCAGUUCUGUUCCUCUUGGGAACAAUGUCGACUGCUGAGGGAGCUGUAGAGAAAGUGCCUCCUUGACUCCAUAGCACAAAGCAGAGAGAGGUCUUGGGCUUUUAGGACUCCCCGCUUCAUUUCUUAUUCACAAUGCAUCUUCCGUGCCACAAUAUCGUCUCUUCUACUAGCUCUUUAAGCAGAUCUUAGGUCUCAGAAUCAACUCCAGUGUCUUUCUCUGCACCAGUGUAAAUAGAACUGAUUAGCACUAGGUCAAGAGAGGCUCCUACCCCCAGCUGGCUAAUACUUGUCCUUCUCUCUAACAAAUAUGAAAUGCCUAGGGCAUAAUGGGUGCUCAGUUUAUACUUUUUUUUUUUUUCUGAGACAGCGUUUCUUUCUCUGUGUAAACAGCCAGUUCCUGGCUGUUCUGGAACUCUCUCUGUAGACCAGGUUGGCCUCGAACUCACAGAGUUCCACCUACCUCUGCCUCCUGAGUGCUGGGAUUAAAGGCAUGCACUACCAUGCCCAGCAGAUUAUAAUCUUUUUUUUUUUCUUUUUUCUAUUUUUCAGAGCUGGGGACUGAACUCAGGGCCUUGCGCUUGCUAGGCAAGCGCUCUACCACUGAGCUAAAUCCCCAGCCCCGCAGAUUAUAAUCUUAUAGUGACUUUGCUAAGCCAGAAGGUCUUCCUUUCUGCAGCAAGGGUGGGAGGUGAAGUGUGAGUGCCUUCCUGGCUUGGGGUGCUAGCUUGGCAGGGGCCGGGGAAGCCAUGCAUGCUUUUGUUCAGACCCGGUCAUUAAAGGUAACUCUGGAAACCAA